Adineta steineri is the source of this 2031-nucleotide messenger RNA. The record is from the annotation of a GenBank genome assembly. NCBI's taxonomy places the organism in Eukaryota, Metazoa, Rotifera, Eurotatoria, Adinetida, Adinetidae.
AUGUCGGAAACAAUUAUUGAUGAAGUUCCAUCAUCGAAUGGUUUAAUAACAACAGAAACAAUUUCUUUAGUCAAAGAAUCCGGUGUCAAUAAUGAGGAUGAAGAAACAUGGUUAUAUGGAAAACAAAAAAAUGAAGAAAUUGUGGAUAAUACAAUGGCACCAUCAAUCGAUGAAGUAACAACACAAGAAAUGGAUAUGAGAGAAAAAGUAACAGUACCAUCAAUAGCAAAUCCAACUACAUCAUUAUUACUUGGAAGUCAGUUAGAUGAUGAUGACGAUGACGAUGAUGAUGGAAUUCAAGUAACUAUUGGUAAUAUUAAAUCAAAUGCAUCAAUUUUUCCACCAACACGACAAAAUAGUCGAACAACUAUCCCGACGGGACCAGUCAUUCCACCAAAACCACAAGCAACACGUGGUCUAGAUCUAGACGCUCAGGGUAUUAUUAAUGGACAACCAACAUAUGAACAUGAUUUAAUGAAUGCUUUUAAAGAUGAAGAAAAACCAUGGAAAAAACCAGGUGCGGAUAUAAGUGACUAUUUUAAUUAUGGUUUUACCGAAGAAACAUGGGCACAAUAUUGUGAUCGACAACGACGUUUACGCGCAGAAAAUAAUUUAGCUCGUCUUAAUGCUGCUCAUAUGCCACAAAUGCCACCAAUGCUACAAGGUCAUCCUCCAAUGAUGCACCCAAUAAAUCCUCAUCCAGCUAUGAUGAUGAAUAAACCACAACUUAAUAUGCCAAUUAUGCAAAGACCAUUUAUGAAUGUGCGAAAACCAGAUGGAAAAAUAGAUGUUAUCGGUGCAACUGAUCAAACAUCUCGUCGGCAAAUGUUUGAAGCACCAAAUGCUUUUGAACAUCCACCAUUUUUAAAUGGACCUCCGUUUUCUGGUGGUCAACCACCCAAUGGACAAACAGUUGGUGAUCUUGUUACUCCACCACCAACAUCGAAUGGACCUCCACCACAACAUGGAACACCACCAGGUGGUAGUCAUCCUAUACCAACACUUGGUGCACAUCGAAUGCCAAUGAUGCCUCCACCAGGUAUGCAAUUUCGACCACAAUUUGGUCAUCCUCAUGCACCUGGUGCACCUCCAUUUUUUCCACAUGGACCUCCUGGAGGUAUGCAUGGCGAAAGACCACCACAACCAUAUUUUAUACCUCACCAUCCACAACAACAACCCUGGGAGAAACCUAAUGUACCUCCAGUACAUGCUUUUCCACCAGGACAUUUUCCUCCUCAAGCACCAAUACCAGGUAAUAAUAAUGCUGGUAAUGGAAGACCAACUUCUAGUCGAAGUCCAACACCUGAAGAUCAUUCAUCACGUAGUUCAACACCAGAAGAGAAUCGUCCAAGUGGAAAUGGUGGUGAUGCUGACAAAUCAUCAAAAGAUGAUCGUUAUAAAGAAAGAUACAGAGAUGAACGUGAACAUUAUCCAUCAUCACGCCGUCGUUCCUCUCCUAAAGAUCGCUCGUCAUCAUCUUAUCGUUCACGUCAUCGUAGUGGCGAUCAUGAAUAUGAACGACCAAGAGGUGAUCGAAAAUCAUCACGUGAUCGAGAUGAUAAAUAUGAACGUUAUUCACGAAAACGACAUCAUCGAGAAGAGAGUGGACGUCAUCAUCGUGGUGAAGAAGAUUCAUCUCGUGGUCAUCGUUCAUCACGUCGUUCACCAAUAAAAAAUUUCUCUUCACCACCAAAAACACUUGUUACAAAUUCUUCAACAGAUUCUCCUCAAAUACAGAAUGAAAAUGUGGAAACAACUGAAAAUGAUCAAUCAUCAAAUACAAUAACAUCAACAACAAAUCCAAUUGUAUCAACAUCAUCAUCGUCACCAAAUAGUCGAUCACGUCGUGAUGAAUCAGAACGUUCAUCAUCACGUCAUGGUCAUCAUAAAAAAUCUUCAAAACGUUCACGACGUGAUAGUGGUGAUGAACGUAGUCAUCAUCGACAUUCAAAAGAUAAAUCAAGUAGUAGUAAAAAACAAAUAAAUCAAACAGAAACUUCAUCUGAUGUUAAAGAACAAAUAAAUGAAUAA